AUGGCGAAGUCGAAGACGAUUCUCGUGCUCAAUGCCGGGAGCUCGUCUCUCAAGUACGCGCUGUACGAAUUCGCGGAUGCGCUGAAGGCGAAGCUGGCGGUGUCGGGCCUGGUGGAGCAGAUCGGCACUCCCAAGGGCGUCAUCACGCACAAGGCCCUCUCCACCAACCAGACCAUCCAUGAGAAAGCGGUGUUCAGCGACCACAAGGAGGCCAUGUCGCACGCGCUGAAGCUGAUGGGGAUCAGCAAGGGCAGCAGCGCCGUGACGGCAGUGGGGCACAGAGCGGUGCACGGCGGUGAGGAAAUCAACAAGUCGUGCAUCAUCACGGAUCACGUGAAGGACGUGCUCAAGAAAUUCACGCCGCUCGCCCCGCUGCACAACCCGCCCAACCUCCAGGGCAUGGCAGUGGCGCAGGAGCUGCUGGACUGUCCGCAGGUGGCGGUGUUUGACACGGCGUUCCACAGCACCAUCCCGCCAUACGCCUACACGUACGCGCUGCCCUACCGCCUCUACAAGGAGUUGGGGGUGCGCCGCUACGGCUUCCAUGGCACCAGCUACAUGUACCUGCUCAGGGAGACGGCCAGGCAGCUGGGGAAGAAGGAGAGCGAGAUGAACAUGAUCACGCUGCACCUGGGCGCCGGUGCCAGCAUGGCGUGCAUCAAGGAGGGUAAGUGCAUUGACACCACGAUGGGAGUAACCCCCCUGGAAGGCCUCGUGAUGGCCACUCGGUGCGGCGACAUCGACCCAGCCAUUCCCAAGAUCCUCUAUGACCUUCAGGGCCUCUCCCCGGCUCAAAUCGACUCGCUACUCAACAAGGAGUCCGGGCUAGUUGGCAUCUGCGGGGACAAGGACAUGAAAGCAGUAGUAGACCGCGCUGAAGCCGCUGAAGCUGCAUGCAUACCCGCAGGGGAUGACCUGGAAGAUGGCGGCCGGCACCGGCUUGCUCUCGAGGUGUUUGUUCACCGGGUGAGGAAGUAUUUAGGAGCGUAUUUGGUGCAGCUGGGAGGGAAGGUGGACGCUAUUGUGUUCAGUGCGGGGAUUGGGGAGCGAUCGGCGCCGGUGCGUGCGCGGGUGUGCGCAGGAUUGGAGGCGUUUGGGAUUGAGGUGGAUAAGGCGAGGAAUGAGGAGGCAAGCAAGGGUGCGAGGGAGAUCUCGGUGGCAGGGGCGAAGAUCAAGGUGAUGGUUGUGCCGACUGAUGAAGAGCUGUGCAUCGCACAGGAGACCCUACGUGUGGUUGACGAGGCUCGCAAGGAAGAUGCAACUGGCGACGGCGGAGCGACGGCUGGAGCCGAGUCAGCAGUUGCGGACGUGGCAGCCGUUUCGUUAGCUGAAGCAGCAGCUGACGUGGAACAGACGAGUGAGCAGAAAGCGGAGAGCGUGGCUGCUGGGAGCGGAAAUGCAGGCGCGGGGAGGCGCAAGGAGCGGCGGAUGGUGAAAGAGUUUAAGAAGCGGUUGAGAAUCGCGGAUAUCAAGAACGGACCGGACGAAGGGAUGGAUCAGGUUGGACGCCACGUGGAGCUCCGUGGUUGGGUGCGAACUGUGCGCUCGCAAAAGGCCUUCUCUUUCAUUGAGCUCAACGACGGUUCGUCCCUCUCAGGCAUCCAGGUGGUGGCCACACCUGAGAUUGAAGGCUAUCAGGAGGUGGAGGGGGGCGGCAUUACCACAGGGGCUGCAGUAUCAGUGGAGGGCGAGGUGGUGGAGAGUCAGGGCAAGGGCCAGAAGAUUGAGAUCAAGGCUCAGAAGCUUACUCUUGUGGGUGGCAGUGAUGGCAGCACAUACCCACUGCAGAAGAAGCGGCACUCCUUGGAGUAUCUUCGCACCAUUGCACACCUCAGACCUCGCACCAACACCAUAGGCGCUGUGUCUCGCGUGCGCAGUGCACUAGCACAAGCGUCCCACCGCUUCUUCCAGUCGCACGGCUUCGUGUGGGUGGCAUCACCCAUCAUCACUGCGUCUGAUUGUGAAGGGGCCGGCGACCAGUUCCGAGUCACCACGCUGAUGCCAGGCAACCCAGAUGCGUCCACGCCAGUCAAGGCCAUCCCCACCAACAAGGACGGAUCCGUGGACUGGUCCCAGGAUUUCUUCAAGCGCCCGGCGUAUCUCACAGUGUCAGGGCAACUGAACGCGGAGAUCUACGCGUGUGCCCUGCACGAUGUGUACACGUUUGGCCCCACAUUCCGAGCAGAGAACUCCAACACCUCACGCCACCUCGCCGAGUUCUGGAUGAUCGAACCUGAGCUGGCAUUUGCUGACCUGGCAGAUGACAUGGCAUGUGCCACGGCAUACCUCAAGUACAUUCUCCACGAGGCCAUGAGCGAGUGUGCAGAGGACUUCAGAUUCUUUGACAAGUUUGUCGAGCCGGGGAUCAUCCAACGGCUCACGUCGGUGGUGGAGAGUGAGUUUGAGCAUGUGCCCUACACCGAUGCCAUCAACAUUCUCAAGAAGGCCAAGACCAAAUUCGACUACCCGGUGGAGUGGGGCAUUGACCUGCAGAGCGAGCACGAGAGGUACCUCACAGAGAAGGCCUUUAAGAACCGACCCAUCGUUGUCACUGACUAUCCCAAGGACAUAAAGGCAUUCUACAUGCGACUCAACGAUGAUGGCAAGACCGUAGCAGCAAUGGAUGUGCUCGUGCCUAGGGUGGGCGAGCUGAUUGGGGGCAGUCAGAGGGAGGAGCGGCUGGAGGUCUUGGAGGGGCGCAUGAGGGACGUGGGGCUCGACCCACAGGCCUACUGGUGGUACCUCGACCUCCGCAGAUACGGCUCAGUCCCCCAUGCAGGGUUUGGGCUGGGAUUUGAGCGGCUGGUGCAGUUUGCAACGGGCAAAGGAGGAUCGUCGGAGCAAGUCUGUGCAAAGUGCAGAAGCAGCGGCUUGGAUAGUGACAUUUGUUCUCACUCACAUUUGUUUCAGAUUCUUCAGCUCCCUCACAACAAGCCUGGCGCCAGGCUGUCUGCCGCCACCACCUCACCACUCAUAUUUUCCGCAGAUUCUUUUCAAUUUCACCUCAAAUUUCAGCUCGGAUUCUUCCCAUCUAUUGCUGACAGCCCUAAACCUCUCUUUCCACCUCCCUCUGUCUACCCACCAAUUCCCUGCCUUGUGCUCAUCCCAUCACCUCAGGCGUCGCGGUCGCGGUUGUUCAAGGAGUUGAAGGAAGCGCAGAAGGAGGCACGAGGAUCAGCCGAUGCUGACAUCAUACUCAGUUGCGACGAGAGCAACAUCUACAGAUGGACGGCCCUCAUCAAGGGCCCAGCUGACACGCCGUAUUACGGAGGGCAAUUUACCCUCACGAUCAACGUGCCACAGCAGUACCCCCUUGUGCCGCCCCAAGUGCGGUUUGCUACCAAGGUCUUCCACCCCAAUGUGCACUUCAAGACGGGGGAGAUCUGUUUGGACAUUCUCAAGACCGCAUGGAGCCCUGCCUGGACCCUCACAUCUGUCUGUCGAGCCAUCAUCACCCUCCUCUGCCACCCUGAGGCUGACAGCCCAUUGAAUUGCGACUCAGGCAAUCUGAUUCGAGCAGGGGACAACCGAGGCUACUGCUCCAUGGCCCGCAUGUACACUAAACUCCACGCCAUGCCGCCCGCAGCCAGAUGA
This is a messenger RNA of Closterium sp. Yama58-4, 3594 nucleotides long. NCBI's taxonomy places the organism in Eukaryota, Viridiplantae, Streptophyta, Zygnematophyceae, Desmidiales, Closteriaceae. The record is from the annotation of a GenBank genome assembly.